This is a messenger RNA of Hypomesus transpacificus, 16843 nucleotides long. It is a transcript of the gene ubr4, whose product is annotated as ubiquitin protein ligase E3 component n-recognin 4. Bases 23 to 15613 code for a protein of 5196 amino acids. Gene Ontology annotation, molecular function: zinc ion binding; protein binding. NCBI's taxonomy places the organism in Eukaryota, Metazoa, Chordata, Actinopteri, Osmeriformes, Osmeridae. The record is from RefSeq and is a predicted model, not a curated record. The transcript has 104 exons.
UAGCUUUCUACAGAACCUCAAGAUGGCGUCGAGUGGAGGAGAUGUUGAACCAGAGUGGGCUGCAGCAGUACGACCGCUUUUAUCAGCCUCGUAUACGGCUUUUGAAACGAAAGAGCUACCUCAGCUUAUAGGAUCUAUAAUCAACAGCGAGUCUGAGAUUCUACACCAUGAUAAACAGUAUGAGCCAUUCUACUCAUCCUUUGUGGCACUUUCUGCCCAUUACAUCACGACAGUAUGUGGGCAAAUCCCAAGGAAUCAGUUGCUGUCGGUAGCAGCAGCCUGUAAAGUAUUGAUUGAAUUCUCAUUGCUGCGGCUGGAAAAUCCUGAUGAAGCAUGUGCUGUGUCCCAGAAACACCUGAUCCUUUUGAUAAAGGGUUUGUGCACUGGCUGCAGUCGACUGGACAGGACCGAGAUCAUUACUUUCACAGCUAUGAUGAAGUCUGCCAAACUUCCCCAGACCGUCAAGACCCUUUCAGAUGUGGAGGACCAGAAGGAGUUGCCUAGCCCGGUGAACCCCGAGCUGCGACACAAAGAAGUCCAAAUGAACUUCUUCAAUCAGCUGACCUCUGUGUUCAACCCUGACCUCACCCUCCUGGCCUCUCCCUCCAGCCACACGCAGGUUGAGAGUGAGUGUGACGACCAGACCACGACAGACCAGGCCUUGCAGGCCAAAAUGAAGAAUGCCUUCAUCUCCCAGAAUGUGUCUAGUUUACAGGAACUUGGAGGGUCAGAAAAGUUGCUGCGGGUCUGCCUCAACCUGCCAUACUUCCUACGAUACAUCAACAGAUUUCAGGACGCCGUCUCGGCCAAUUCCUUCUUCAUCAUGCCAGCGACUGUUGCAGACGCCACCGCUGUCCGUAACGGGUUCCACUCUCUGGUGAUAGAUGUAACCAUGGCCUUGGACACUCUCUCCCUGCCUGUCUUGGAGCCCCUAACUCCAGGGAGAUUACUGGACAUGACUGUACUGGCCCUCAGCUGUCUCUAUGCAGGUGUGAGCGUGGCCACGUGCAUGGCUAUCCUUCAGGUGGGCAGCUGCUUGCAGCUCCGCACAGCCUCCACUGGAUCCAAGGAAGAAGAUUAUGAGAAUGAUGCUGCUACCAUAGUACAGAAAUGUUUGGAAAUCUAUGAAAUGAUUGGCCAAGCCAUCAGUAACUCCCGUAGAGCAGGCGGAGAGCACUAUCAGAACUUUCAGUUGCUGGGGGCGUGGUGCCUGUUGAACAGCCUGUAUUUGAUCCUCAAUUUGAGUCCCACCGCCCUGGCUGACAAGGGCAAGGAGAAGGAUCCACUUGCUGCCCUGCGCGUGCGUGACAUUGCAGCUCGCACCAAAGACGGGGCAGGCUCUCCUAAACUUGGCCCAGGCAAAGGACACCAAGGCUUUGGCGUCCUGUCAGUCAUCCUGGCCAACCACUCCAUCAAGCUCCUCACGUCGCUGUUCCAGGACCUGCAGGUGGAGGCUCUCCACCGGGUCAGUGCAGGCGGGGCCAGUGACGGGCCCCCGGCCGAGCUCUCCAUCAUGGCUCAGAGCACCUCCAUCCAGAGGGUCCAGAGGCUCAUCGACUCGGUCCCUCUCACCAACCUGCUCUUCACUCUGCUCUCCACCUCCUACAAGAAGGCCUGUGUGCUCCAGCGCCAGAGGAAAGGCUCAGUCAGCAGCGAUGCCAGCGCUUCCACAGACUCCAACACCUACUACGAAGAUGACUUCAGCAGCACCGAGGAGGACAGCAGCCAAGCAGAGAGAAGACAGGAGAGGACAAGAGCAACUUGUUCAUCAGAUGAUGACAGUGAGCCCAUCUUGGGCCUAUGGUUUGAGGAGACAAUAUCUCCCAGCAAAGACAAGGUGGCCCCUCCGCCCCCUCCUCCCCCCCCUCCCCUGGAGACCUCCCCCAGGCUGAAGAGCCCCAGCAAGCAGAACGCAGGAGAGAACGGCAACAUUCUGGCCGGACGCAAAGACCCUGAGCUGUUUCUCAGCCUGGCCUCCAGCAUCCUGAACUUCAUCACCUCCUCCAUGCUCAAGUCGAGGAACAACUUCAUCCGCAACUACCUGAGCGUGUCUCUCAAUGAGCAGCACAUGGCAACCCUGGCCAGCAUCAUCAAAGAUGUGGACAAAGAUGUUAAAGGUUCCUCAGAUGAAGAGUUUGCCUUGGCUCUGUACCACUUCAACCACACCCUGGUAACAUCAGACCUGCCCUCUCCCGCCCUGCAGAGCACCCUCCUCCAGCAGCUGGGCGUGGCCCCCUUCUCCGAGGGCCCCUGGCCCCUGUACAUCCACCCCCAGUCCUUGUCCGUUCUCUCCAGACUGCUGCUCAUCUGGCAGCACAAGGCCACCCAGCAGGGAGAACCAGACGUGCCUGAGUGCAUGAAGGUUUGGGAGAGGUUUGUGGGGACCCUGAAGCAGCACACCAUCCAGGGCUCCCUGCCCGGGGACGAGGACCUGAACGUGGAGCACCUGCAGCUCCUGCUGCUCCUCUUCCACAACCUGUCGGAGCGGGGCAGGAGGGCCGUGCUCACCCUGGUCACCCAGGCCAUCACCGAGGUGGCCCAGAACAGGGACUCCCAGCUGAAGGCUGUGCCCCUCAACCUGGCCCGCAUGCUGCUGGUCCUUGACUAUCUGCUGCAUCAGUUCUCCAAGGCGCCCAUCUACUUGUUUGAGCAGGUGCAGUACAACCUCCUGACCCCGCCCUGCUCUGGAGGGGGCUCCACCCAGGACGGGGGCAAACGCUGCUCCUUGCCCCUGUACUACGGCUUCAAGGAGGUGGAGGAGAACUGGUCCAAGCAUUGCUCUGCAGAUUCCACGCAGCAGCCCAAGUUCUACUGCAUCCUCUCCCCCGAAGCCUCAGAAGACGACCGCAGCCGCCUGGACGGCAAGGUUUUCCAGAAGCUGUUCAAUGGAGCGGUGAAGUACGAUGAGCUGUACUCCUGGCUCAUCUCCCUGCUGGCAGCUGGAUCUCAGUUUGACACGGCCAGGAGGCAGGAGAACAAGCCAAUCAGUCCUAUGGAGGCGUGCUCCCUGCAAUACUACUUCCUGGUGCUGUGGAGGAUCCUGGGAGUCCUGCCUCCCGCUAAGGCCUUCAUGGAGCAGCUCAAGGAGGGCUGCAGUGACUCCAGCGAGAGUGACAUCCUGCACACCCUGCGCUGGUCGUCACGCCUCCGAGUCCCCACCUACGUCAACUGGAUCAAGGAGCACCUGAUCAAGCAGGGGAUGAAGUCGGACCAGGCCGCCACUCUGAUCGAGAUGACCGCCUCCAAGUGCAGCAGUGUCAAGUACGACGUGGAGCUGGCUGAGGAGUACAUUGCCAGACAGAUCUCAGCCUUCUCCUGUGUGGACCCCAGCAGCAUCCUGCCUCUCCACCAGGUGCCCUCCCUCCAGGCCAUCUACACCCUGGACGCCGUCAUCUCCAAAGUCCAGGUGUCUCUCGACGAGCACCUCUCCAAGGUGGCUGUGGAGACGGACCCUCACAAGUCCUCAGAGAUCACCAAGAACCUGCUGCCUGCCACUCUGCAGCUCAUAGACCUGUACGCUGCCUUCACCAGGUCGUACCUGCUGAUGAGCCUGCCUGAGGAGGGCGACAACAAGCCCACCGAGGCCAAGCUCCAGGGUUACGCUGCCGUGCUGUCCAUCGGCUCCACGCGCUGCAAAGCCAACAUGCUCGGCCAGAGUAUUAUGCAGAACCUGCCCUCAGCUGUGCAGACGCUGUGUGAGACUUGGAACAACAUCCACACCAAUGAGUUCCCCAACAUCGGCUCAUGGCGUAAUGCCUUUGCCAACGACACCAUUCCAUCUGAGAGCUACAUCAGCGCCAUUCAGGCGGCCCACCUGGGAACCCUCAGCAGCCAGUCCCUGAGCCUGGCCGCCUCGCUCAAACACAUCCUGCUGUCUCUGGUGCGCCUCACCGGAGACCUCAUCGUGACGGAGGAGCUGAACCCUCCGCAGGUGGUGCGCACGCUGCUGCCCCUGCUGCUGGAGAGCAGCACGGAGAGCGUGGCGGAGAUCAGCAGCACGUCGCUGGAGCGCAUCCUGGGCCCCGCCGAGUCGGACGCCUACCUGGCCCGCGUGUACGAGCGCCUGGUCACCGGCUGCUACAACAUCAUCGCCAACCACGCCGACCCCAACAGUGGUCUGGACGAGGCUGUCCUGGAGGAGUGUCUGCAGUACCUGGAGAGACAGCUGGAGAGCAGCCAAGUGCGCAAGGCCAUGGAGGAGUUCUUCUCCUUCAGUGGGGAGCUGGUCCAGAUCAUGAUGGCGACAGCCAACGAAAGUCUGUCAGCUAAAUUCUGCAACAGAGUGCUGAAGUUCUUCACCAAGCUGUUCCAGCUCACGGAGAAGAGUCCCAACCCCAGCCUGCUGUGUCUGUGCGGCUCCCUGGCCCAGCUGGCCUGCGUGGAGCCCUCCCGCCUGCAGUCCUGGCUCACCCGCAUGACUGCCUCCCCUCCCAAGGACUCGGAGCAGCUGGAGACGGUGCAGGAGAACAGGCAGCUGCUGCAGGUGCUCACCACGCACAUCGUCCGCGACAACAGCCAGGUGGGCGAGGGCGUGUGCACCGUCCUGCUCAGCACCCUCAUCCCCAUGGCGACCGAGAUGCUGGCCACUGGGGAUGGAACGGGCUUCCCAGAGCUGAUGCUGAUCAUGAGCACCCUGGCCAGCGCCGGGCAGGGGGCCGGGCACCUGCAGCUGCACCGGGCAGCCAUCGACUGGCUCACCAGAUGCAAGAAGUACCUGACCCAGAAGAAUGUUGUGGAGAAAGUGAGCGCAAAUUUGACGCAGGGCAAGCAUGCCAGCAUGCUGGAGUGCUCGUGCCACAUCAUCUCCUACCUGGCCGAUGUGAUGAACGCGCUGCGCCAGAGCAGCGGCCAGGGCUCGUCCGCCCUGCUGAUGGAGGGGGAGGAGAAGGCCAUGGAGGUGGACUCUGACUGGGUGGAGGAGCUGGCCGUGGAGGAGGACGACUCCCAGGCCGAGGACUCUGAUGAAGAUUCCCUGUGCAAUAAACUCUGCACCUUCACCAUCACUCAGAAGGAGUUCAUGAACCAGCAUUGGUACCAUUGUCACACGUGUAAGAUGGUGGAUGGGGUAGGUGUGUGCACAGUGUGUGCCAAGGUCUGUCACAAAGACCAUGAGAUCUCCUAUGCCAAAUACGGCUCUUUCUUCUGUGACUGCGGUGCCAAGGAGGAUGGCAGCUGCCAGGUGAGACCGAAUACUUCAGGUCAUCAUGGGAAGAGAACAACUGCGGCCCUGGUCAAGCGCAGCCCCAGCAGUGGCAUGGGCUCCACCCUGAAGGAGUCCUCCGCCUUCCAGAGUGAGCUGCGCAUGCCCGAGAGCGCCAUGCGCCACCAGAGUGCCUCGCCGGCCGAUAAGGGCAAGGUGACCAUCUGCGACGGCAAGCCCUGUGACGACGACAAGCCCAAGAAGAGCAGCGUAUGCAAAAGCAUCGAGGGCUGUCAGGACGAACUGCUGGCACAAGUGUGCGGCUCGUCCACGGCUGCCGUCGUCCUGGAGAUGCUCAUCUUCCUCAUGGACGCCAUCCAGACCAACUUCCAGCAGGCGUCCGCGGUGGGCAGCAGCAGCCGCGCCCAGCAGGCCCUGAACGAGCUGCACACACAGGACAAGAGCGUGGAGAUGACCGACCAGCUCAUGGUCCCCACGCUGGGUUCCCAGGAGGGGGCGUUUGAGAACGUGCGCAUGAACUACAGCGGAGACCAGGGCCAGACGAUCCGCCAGCUCAUCAGCGCCCACGUCCUGCGCCGCGUGGCCAUGUGCGUGCUCUCCUCCCCGCACGGCCGCCGCCAGCACCUGGCUGUCAGCCACGAGAAGGGCAAGAUCACAGUGCUGCAGCUGUCAGCCCUCCUGAAGCAGGCCGACUCCAGCAAGAGGAAGCUGACCCUGACUCGCCUGGCCUCCGCCCCGGUCCCCUUCACCGUGCUCAGCCUCACAGGCAACCCCUGCAACGAGGACUACCUGGCCGUGUGCGGCCUCAAGGACUGCCACGUGCUGACGUUCAGCAGCACAGGCUCCGUGUCGGACCACCUGGUGCUUCACCCCCAGCUGGCUACUGGGAACUUCAUCAUCAAGGCCAUCUGGCUGCCCGGCUCUCAGACAGAGCUGGCCAUCAUCACCGCUGACUUUGUUAAGAUCUACGACCUGUCGGUGGACGCCCUCAGCCCCAUGUACUACUUCCUGCUGCCGAGCUCCAAGAUCCGCGAUGCCACUUUCCUCUUCAACGAGGAGGGCAAGAACAUCAUUGUCAUCAUGUCCUCGGCCGGCUACAUGUACACCCAGGUGAUGGACGAGUCCAGCAGUGCCCAACACGGGCCCUUCUACGUCACCAGUGUGCUGGAGAUCAACCACGAGGACCUCAAGGACAGUAACGGCCAGGUGGCGGGGGGCGGGGUGUCGGUCUACUACUCUCACGUCCUGCAGAUGCUGUUCUUCAGCUACAGCCAGGGCAAGUCCUUCGCUGCCACCGUCAGCCGCAGCACCAGCGACGUGCAGAGGCUCUUCAACAUCAAUAUCAAAGGCUCCAAUGGGGGCAGUAAGAUGUCCCCUGCCCUGUGCCAGUGGUCGGAGGUGAUGAACCACCCGGGGCUGGUGUGCUGUGUGCAGCAGACCACAGGCAUCCCCCUGGUCAUCAUGGUCAAGCCAGACACCUUCCUCAUCCAGGAGAUCAAGACCCUGCCGGCGAAGGCCAAGAUCCAGGACAUGGUGGCUAUCCGCCACACGGCCAGUAACGAGCAGCAGCGCACCACCAUGAUCCUGCUGUGUGAGGACGGCAGCCUGCGGAUCUACAUGGCCAACGUGGACAACACCUCCUACUGGCUGCAGCCCUCCCUGCAGCCCAGCAGCGCCAUCAGCAUCAUGAAGCCCGUACGCAAGCGCAAGGCCGCCGCCGCCACCACGCGCACCUCCAGCCAGGUGACCUUCCCCGUGGACUUCUUUGAGCACAACCAGCAGCUGACGGAGGUGGAGUUUGGGGGCAACGACCUGCUCCAGGUCUACAACGGCCAGCAGAUCAAACACAGACUCAACUCCACCGGCAUGUAUGUGGCCAACACCAAGCCUGGUGGCUUCACUGUGGAGGCGGUGAACAACAACAGCUCCAUGGUGAUGACGGGCAUGCGGGUGCAGGUGGGCACCCAGGCCAUCGAGAGGGCCCCGUCCUACGUGGAGAUCUUCGGCCGCACCAUGCAGAUGAACCUGACCCGCGCUCGCUGGUUCGACUUCCCCUUCACCAGAGAGGAGGCCCUGCAGGCCGACAAGAAGCUGGCCAUCUUCAUCGGAGCCUCUGUCGACCCCGCGGGCGUGACCAUGCUGGACUCCAUUAAGAUCUAUGGGAAGACCAAGGAGCAGUUUGGCUGGCCGGACGAGCCGCCCGAGGACUUCCCCUCGGCCUCGGUCAACAACGUGUGCAGCCCCAACCUCAACCAGGGCAACGGCACGGUGGACGGAGAGGUGGCCACGCCCACCUCCACCAGCGGCACGGUGCUGGAGAGUUGUGAAACUGAGUCCUUAUCAACCCUGGACCGGCUGGUGGUGAGCUCUCUGGAGGCUCUGGAGAGCUGCUUCGCUGUGGGCUCCUCCAAUGAAAAGGAGAAGAACAAGGCUGUUGCCCUUGAGCUGGCCACCCUGCUCCUGUCCAUGCCUACUCCAGCAGGAGUGCAGCAGCAGACCAAGGGGCUUCUGGCCAGCCUGCACACCAGCCGCACGGCCUACCACAACCACAAGGACCAGUCUCUGCUGAGUAACGCGGUGCAGUGUCUGAACCGCUGCAGCCGUGACGGCAGGGACCUGGAUCCAGACGUGUUCCAGAGGCUGGUCAUCACCGCCCGCUCCAUCGCCAUCAUGAGACCCAACAACCUGGUGCACUUCACCGAGACCAAGCCCCCCCAUGCAGACACAGAAAUGACAGAGGACGGCGUGCAGAAGUCAGCGGACAGUGAGAGCUGUAACUUCAUCAUGCAGCUGGUGAACAACUUCUGGAAGCUCCAUGCUCUCAAACCAAAGAACGCCUUCCUGGCCCCUGCCUGUCUGCCAGGUCUGACUCAUGUUGAGGCCACUGUCAACGCCCUGGUGGACAUCAUCCAUGGGUAUUGCACGUGUGAACUCGACUACAUCAACGUGGCUUCCAAAAUCUACAUGCAGAUGUUACUGUGCCCGGACAUCUCUGUGAGCUUCGCUUGUAAGCAGGCCCUGAUUCGAGUGCUUCGACCUAGAAACAAACGCCGCCAUGUGACCCUUCCAUCUCCCCCACGCUCCAACACACCCAUGGGGGAUAAAGACGACGACGACGACGACGAUGCUGACGACAAGAUGCAGCCGUCCGGCCUGCCGGGGGGAGAGGGAGGCAGACAGGAGAGCCACGACCAGAGCGAGGUGGACCACGGGGACUUUGAGAUGGUGUCUGAGUCCAUGGUCCUGGAGACGGCGGAGAACGUCAACAACGGGAACCCGUCUCCUCUGGAGGCCCUGCUGGCGGGGGCGGAGGGCUUCCCCCCCAUGCUGGACAUCCCCCCCGACGCAGACGACGAGACCAUGGUGGAGCUGGCCAUCGCUCUCAGCCUGCAGCAGGACCAGCAAGGCAGCAGCAGCAGUGCCCUGGGCCUGCAGAGUCUGGGCCUGUCUGGCCUGUCUGGCCAGGCUCCCAGCUCCUCCUCCCUGGACGCAGGCACCCUGUCAGACACCACAGCAUCAGCCCCAGCCUCAGACGACGAGGGCAGCACGGCGGCCACGGACGGCUCCACCCUGCGCACCUCCCCCGCCGAGCACGGGGGCAGCGUGGGCUCCGAGAGCGGGGGCUCCGCCAUCGACUCUGUCGCCGGGGAGCACAGCGUGUCGGGCCGCAGCAGUGCCUAUGGAGACACCACAGUGGAGGGCCACCCAGCGGGGCCGGGCAGCGUGAGCUCCAGCACAGGGGCCAUCAGCACCACCACGGCCCAGCAGGAGGGGGAGGGCUCCGAGGGGGAGGGCGAGACCGAGGGAGACAUCCACACCAGCAACAGGCUCCACAUGGUGCGUCUGAUGCUGCUGGAGCGCCUGCUGCAGCACCUGCCUCUGCUGCACUGCGUGGGCGGGGUCCACGCCAUCCCCUACAUGCAGGUGGUCCUCAUGCUGACCUCCGACCUGGACGGGGAGGACGACAAGGACAAGGGCGCCCUGGACGACCUGCUGGCCCAGCUGAUCGCCGAGCUGGGCAUGCACAAGAAGGACGUGUCCAAGAAGAACGAGCGCAGCCCCAUCAACGAGGUGCACCUGGUCAUCAUGAGGCUGCUCAGCGUCUUCAUGUCCCGCACCAAGUCAGGCUCCAAGUCCUCCUCCGAGUCGUCCUCUCUGAUCUCCAACGCCACAGCCACCGCCCUGCUCAGCCUGGGCGCCAUCGACUACUGUCUGCACGUGCUCAAGUCUCUGCUGGACUUCUGGAAGAGCCAGCAGGGGGAGGAGGAGCCUGUGGCGGCCAGCCAGCUGCUCAGACCCCACACAGCCUCCUCUCCCCCAGACAUGAGCCCCUUCUUCCUGCGCCAGUAUGUCAAGGGCCAUGCAGCAGAUGUGUUUGAGGCCUACUCGCAGCUCCUGACUGAGAUGGUGCUGCGGCUGCCCUAUCAGAUCAAAAAGAUCGCAGACACCAAUCCCCGCAUCCCGCCUCCUGUUUUCGACCACUCCUGGUUUUACUUCCUGUCUGAAUACCUGAUGAUCCAGCAGACCCCCUUCGUGAGGCGGCAGGUGCGGAAGCUGCUGCUCUUCAUCUGCGGCUCCAAGGAGAAGUACCGGCAGCUCAGGGACCUGCACACGCUCGACUCCCACGUCCGCGCCAUCAAGAAGCUCCUGGAGGAGCAGGGCAUCUUCCUGCGGGCCGGGGUGGUCACGGCCACCUCGGGCUCCGCCCUGCAGUACGACACGCUCAUCAGUCUGAUGGAACACCUGAAAGCCUGUGCUGAGAUAGCCACCCAGAGGACCAUCAACUGGCAGAAGUUCUGUAUGAAGGAUGACUCCGUGCUGUACUUCCUGCUGCAGGUCAGCUUCCUGGUGGACGAGGGCGUGUCCCCUGUGCUGCUGCAGCUGCUCUCCUGUGCCCUGUGUGGCAGCAAGGUGCUGGCCAGCUCCUCCUCCUCAGGCGGGGGCUCCGGGGGGGCGGGGGGCACCGGGGCCUCCCAGUCCUCCCAGAGCAAGUCCUCCAGUAAGAAGAGCAAGAAGGAGGACAAGGAGAAGGACAAAGAGGGCGAUGGCGUGGGCAGUCAGGAGGACCAGCUGUGCACAGCGCUGGUCAGUCAGCUCAACAAGUUUGCCGACAAGGAGACGCUCAUCCAGUUCCUGCGCUGCUUCCUGCUCGAGUCCAACUCAUCUGCUGUGCGCUGGCAGGCCCACUGCCUAGCCCUGCACAUCUACAGGAACUCAAACAAGUCCCAGCAGGAGCUGCUGCUGGACCUGACCUGGGCCAUCUGGCCCGAGCUGCCUGCAUACGGACGCAAAGCUGCUCAGUUCGUGGACCUGCUGGGCUACUUCUCCCUGAAGACCCCACAGACCGAGAAGAAAUUGAAGGAGUAUUCCCAGAAGGCCGUGGAAAUUUUGAGGACACAAAACCACAUUCUGACCAACCAUCCCAACUCCAACAUCUACAACACCCUGUCUGGUUUGGUGGAGUUUGAUGGCUUCUUCCUGGAGAGUGACCCCUGCCUGGUGUGCAACAACCCAGAAGUUCCCUUCUCUAAUAUCAAACUGUCGUCUAUCAAAGUGGACACGCGCUACACCACCACUCAGCAGGUGGUCAAGCUCAUCGGGAGCCACACCAUCAGCAAGGUCACGGUGAAGAUCGGCGAUCUGAAGCGCACCAAGAUGGUCCGCACCAUCAACCUCUACUACAACAACAGGACUGUGCAGGCCAUCGUGGAGCUGAAGAACAAGCCUGCCCGCUGGCACAAAGCCAAGAAGGUUCAGCUGACCCCCGGGCAGACCGAGGUCAAGAUUGACCUGCCUCUGCCCAUCGUGGCCUCCAACCUGAUGAUCGAGUUCUCGGACUUCUACGAGAACUACCAGGCCUCCACAGAGACCCUGCAGUGCCCGCGCUGCAGCGCCUCGGUGCCCGCUAACCCCGGGGUGUGUGGCAACUGUGGAGAGAACGUCUACCAGUGCCACAAGUGCAGGUCCAUCAAUUAUGAUGAAAAGGACCCCUUCCUAUGCAAUGCUUGUGGCUUCUGCAAGUAUGCCCGCUUUGACUUCAUGCUGUACGCCAGGCCGUGCUGCGCUGUGGAUCCUAUAGAGAAUGAGGAGGACAGGAAAAAGGCGGUGACUAACAUCAACACCCUGCUGGACAAGGCUGACAGAGUGUACCACCAGCUGAUGGGCCACCGGCCUCAGCUGGAGAGCCUGCUGUCCAAGGUCAACGAGGCGGCACCUGAGAAACCCCAGGAUGACUCGGGAGCAGGGGCGGGGCUGGGCACGUCCUCGGCCAAUGUGAACAGGUACAUCCAGCAGCUGGCGCAGGAGUACAGCGGAGACUGCAAGACCUCCUUCGACGAGCUCUCCAAGAUCAUCCAGAAAGUGCUAGCGUCUCGCAAGGAGCUGCUGGAGUACGACCUCCAGCAGAGAGAGGCCGCCACCAAGUCGUCCCGCAGCAGCAGCCACCAGCCCACCUUCACGGCCAGUCAGUACCGGGCCCUGUCCGUGCUGGGCUGCGGACACACCUCCUCCAACAAGUGCUACGGCUGUGCCUCGGCCGUCACGGGCCACUGCAUCACCCUGCUGCGCGCCCUGGCCACCAACCCAGCCCUGCGGCAGAUCCUGGUGCUGCAGGGCCUCAUCCGGGAGCUGUUUGAGUACAACCUGAGGCGGGGCACGGCCGCCAUGAGGGAGGAGGUCCGUCAGCUGGUCUGCCUGCUCACCAGAGAUCACCCGGAGGCCACGCAGCAGAUGAAUGACCUCAUUCUAGCCAAGGUGUCAGCUGCACUCAAAGGCCACUGGGCCAAUCCUGACCUGGUCAGUAGUCUGCAAUAUGAGAUGCUGUUGCUGACAGACUCCAUAUCUAAAGAAGGAGGAUGCUGGGAGUUACGGUUGCGCUGUGCCCUCAGCCUGUUCCUCAUGGCUGUGAACAUCAAAACCCCUGUGGUGGUGGAGAACAUCACGCUCAUGUGCCUGAGGAUCCUGCAGAAGCUCAUCAAACCCCCUGCUCCCACCAGCAAGAAGAACAAGGAUUCUGCUGUAGAGUCGCUGACCACAGUCAAGCCCUACAGCAACGAGAUUCAUGCUCAGGCCCAACUCUGGUUGAAAAAGGACCCCAAAGCAUCUUAUGAAGCCUGGAAAAAGUGCCUUCCAGCUAGAUGCCAGGAGACUGCGUCUAAGCCCCAGAACAAGGCGGAGGUGCGCAGGCAGUACCUUCUGGAGAAGUACUCAUGGAAGUGGAAACAGUUCAUGAGGGCCAAGUCAGAAGGCCUCUUUCCCCGGCUGCUCAAACUCAGCCACAACAACUGGCUGCGUCAGGUGCUGUUCACGCCAGCCACCCAGGCAGCCAGGCAGGCAGCAUGCACCAUCGUGGAAGCCCUCACCACCAUCCCGAGCCGCAAGCAGCAGGUGUUGGACCUGCUCACCAGUUACUUGGAUGAGCUGAGCGUAGCUGGCGAGUGUGCAGCAGAGUACCUGGGUCUGUACCAGAAGCUCAUCAAGCCGGCUCAUUGGAAGGUGUACCUGGCAGCCCGUGGGGUCCUGCCCUACAUUGGGAACCUCAUCACCAAGGAAAUCGCCAACCUGUUGGCAUUGGAGGAGGCCACACUGAGCACAGACCUGCAGCAAGGCUACGCCCUCAAGAGCCUGACCGGUCUACUAUCCUCGUUUGUGGAGGUGGAAUCCAUCAAGCGUCACUUCAAGAGCCGCCUGGUGGGCACCGUGCUCAACGGCUACCUGUGCCUGAGGAAGCUGGUGGUGCAGCGCACCAAGCUCAUCGACGAGACCCAGGACAUGCUGCUGGAGAUGCUGGAGGACAUGACCACAGGGACAGAGUCUGAGACCAAGGCCUUCAUGGCGGUUUGCAUCGAGACCGCAAAGCGCUACAACCUGGAUGACUACCGGACUCCAGUGUUCAUCUUUGAGAGGCUAUGCAGCAUCAUCUACCCUGAGGAGAACGAGGUGACUGAGUUCUUUGUGACUCUGGAGAAAGACCCCCAGCAGGAGGACUUCCUGCAGGGCCGCAUGCCAGGGAACCCCUACAGCAGCAACGAGCCGGGCAUCGGCCCCCUCAUGAGGGACAUCAAGAACAAGAUCUGCCAGGACUGUGACCUGGUGGCCCUGCUGGAGGACGACAGCGGCAUGGAGCUUCUAGUGAACAACAAGAUCAUCAGUUUGGAUCUGUCAGUGGUGGAGGUCUACAAGAAGGUGUGGUGCCCAACCAACGAGGGCGAGCCCAUGAGGAUCAUCUACCGGAUGAGGGGGUUGCUAGGAGACGCCACCGAGGAGUUCAUCGAGUCACUGGACUCAACCACGGAUGAAGAGGAGGAUGACGAGGAGGUGUACAAGAUGGCGGGGGUGAUGGCGCAGUGUGGUGGCUUGGAGUGCAUGCUCAGCAGGCUGUCUGGAAUCAAGGACUUCAAGCAGGGGAGACAUCUACUCACGGUCUUGCUGAAGCUGUUUAGUUACUGUGUGAAGGUCAAAAUAAACAGGCAGCAGUUGGUCAAACCAGAGAUGAACACUCUCAACGUCAUGCUGGGCACACUCAACCUGGCGUUGGUGGCAGAGCAGGAGAGUAAGGACAGUGGUGGGGCUUCCAUAGCAGAGCAGGUCCUGAGCAUCAUGGAGAUCAUUCUGGAUGAGGCCAACGCUGAGAUCUCAGAGGACAAGGGUAACCUGCUGCUUACUGGAGACAAGGACCAGCUGGUGAUGCUCCUCGACCAGAUCAACACCCCGUUUGUGCGCUCCAACCCCAGUGUCCUGCAGGGCCUCCUGCGCAUCAUCCCCUACCUGUCCUUCGGAGAGCUGGAGAAGAUGCGCAUCCUGGUGGAGCGCUUCAAACCCUGCUGCAGCUUCGACAAGUAUGAUGAAGAGCACAGUGCUGAUGAUAAGGUCUUCUUAGACUGCUUCUGUAAAAUAGCUGCUGGGAUCAAGAACAACAGCAACGGCCAUCAGCUCAAAGAUCUGAUUCUGCAGAAAGGAAUCACUCAGAGUGCACUAGACUACAUGAAGAAACAUAUCCCCAAUGCCAAAAACCUGGAUGCUGACGUGUGGAAGAAGUUCCUGUCUCGACCAGCUCUGCCCUUCAUCCUCAGACUGCUGCGUGGCCUGGCCACUCAGCACCCCCCCACACAGAUGUUGAUAGGCACAGACUCCAUCACCAACCUGCACAAGCUGGAGCAGGUGUCCAGCGACGAGGGCAUCGGCACCCUGGCCGAGAACCUGCUGGAAGCGCUGCGGGAGCACGCCGAGGUCAACCUGAAGAUUGACGCGGCGCGCCGGGAGACGCGGGCUGAGAAGAAGCGCAUGGCCAUGGCCAUGAGACAGAAGGCUCUGGGCACGCUGGGGAUGACGACCAAUGAGAAGGGCCAGGUGGUGACCAAGACCUCGCUGCUGAAGCAGAUGGAGGAGUUGAUAGAGGAGCCGGGGUUGACCUGCUGUAUCUGCAGGGAGGGCUACAAGUUCCAGCCUACCAAGGUCCUGGGGAUCUACACCUUCACCAAGCGGGUGGCACUGGAAGACUUUGAGAACAAGCCCCGCAAGCAGCAGGGCUACAGCACUGUCUCACACUUUAACAUAGUCCACUAUGACUGCCACCUUGCUGCUGUCAGGCUGGCCCGGGGGAGAGAGGAGUGGGAGAGCGCUGCCCUCCAGAACGCCAACACCAAGUGCAAUGGACUGCUCCCUGUGUGGGGGCCGCAUGUCCCCGAAUCAGCCUUUGCCACCUGCCUGGCGAGGCACAACACAUAUCUGCAGGAGUGCACAGGACAGAGAGAGCCCACGUACCAGCUCAACAUCCACGACACCAAGCUGCUGUUCCUGCGCUUCGCCACCGAGCAGUCCUUCAGCGUGGACACGGGCGGAGGAGGGCGCGAGAGCAACAUCCACCUCAUCCCCUACAUCAUCCACACCGUGCUCUACGUCCUCAACACGACGAGAGCCACGUCUCGGGAGGAGAAGAACCUGCAGGGCUUCCUGGAGCAGCCCUGUGAGAAGUGGGUGGAGACUUCCUACGAGGUGGACGGCCCCCACUACUUCACGGUGCUGGCCAUGCACAUCCUGCCCCCGGAGCGCUGGAGGACCUGGCGCCUGCACGUCCUCCGCAGGCUGCUGGUCGCCGCACACGCACGCAAGGUCUCGGCCGUGUGCACCAACAAACUCACAGAUAAAACACUGAAGGAGUAUGCAGUCUAUCGCUCCCCUCUUCUCUUCUGGGGCCUGGUGGAUCUGGUGUAUGACAUGUUCAGGAAAGUGCCCACCAGUAACACAGAGGGAGGCUGGUCCUUCUCGCUGGCCGAGUACGUGAGGCACAACGACAUGCCCAUCUACGAAGCCUCGGAGCGCGUGCUCAGGGCCUUCCAGGACGAGCUGAUGCCCGCCGAGUCCUUCUCAGAGUUCCUGGAUGUCGUCGGUCUUCUAUCGGAAACCCCAGACCCAGACCUCUUCCUCCAGGACCUGUUGAACUCUGUGCCCUGAUGGUGCCCAGUAAGCCCCCAGACCCCCGGGGUCCAUGUCCACCCUGCCCCCCCAGUCAGGUGGUUCAAACGCCGAGGACGGCCACCUCAUUGGCCCCGCUAAAGGCACCUUCAAAGGACAUCUCUUAACAGAACAGAGACCACAAACUCUGUCUUCUUCUUCCUCUCACACUCACACAACAAACACUUUCACCAACAUGCUCCCACACACAUACACAGAUACAAAACACUUUUUCCCCACUGUCCACAUAGUUUUUCUCCUGUUAUGACAUCCUAAAGUAAAUCAGAAUUUCUGUGUUGCCUGAGGAGCUGAUACAUGUCUAUGUUUCUGAUACAGUUAACACACGGUAGCACCCAUGCUAUCCCCGCUCUCCUCAUGACUGGGGGGAAAAAGUAACACAACAAAAAAAAUUGGGAUUCAAUCCCCACAUUUAAAGAGUGAUUUUGUGUUAUUAUUUUUGUUUGUUACAGUUUUAAGUUUUUUGGGGGGAUCGGGACAAUUUUUGAUGUUCUAACUGCACGAGGCCUCAGAGAGUUUCACAGGACUGUGAAUGAAUCCUCUUGUGUUGAGCACCAUUCUCAGCUCUGGCUGUUUUGUCCUUGCGGUAGUUCUUGACUCAGUUUGAGUGAUGGGCAAAGCUGGAUAGCAGGUGUGUUUUAUUGAAUUUGCGUUUUUGAAUUUUUUUUUAUCAGUAACAGACAUUUACAAUAUAGUUGUUUAAGUCAAGCCCUCAUUUGGUGAUUAGUGAUAUCUGAAGUUGUGACUGGUUACACCACCUCAAAUGAAGCCUAACUGUCCAGAUGAAUAAUAAAAGGGCCUGCAUCCUUCCUUUGGACACUCUUUUUGGAUGUAAGGUUUUUGUUUCUGCUUGAUUUGUAUUCUGGUCCCAACACUACUCUGCCCAUCUUUAUUACCUGUACCUAUUCUCCUGGUCCUUGGUUUUGGUCUUCCAGCCAAUCAUUCUCAAGAAUAUCCUGCAGAUGAUUCCCAGACUCUUUCUGGUAAGCAAGGUGCCGCUGAGUCUUGCUCUCAGUGAUAAAUUAACUCUUUAACAUAUAGAUGCCAACAAAAUGGUGUCUUUGUACUCUGAGCUGAAUGCAUGGUGUGGAGUUCUGAACCCAAUUUAGUGUUAAUUCGCUUAUUCCCGCUGCUACAAUGUUCAACUGUUGCUGAAUGUCUGCUCUUUGGAUUAGCAAAUGAUUAAUAAAGCCCUAAUAAUUCCACAUCUGA